Molecule: messenger RNA, 1071 nt
Organism: Recurvomyces mirabilis
Lineage: Eukaryota; Fungi; Ascomycota; Dothideomycetes; Mycosphaerellales; Teratosphaeriaceae
Exons: 2
Coding region: 1-1071 (356 amino acids)
Source: RefSeq, a predicted model, not a curated record
AUGCGUUCAUUCAUCACCCUUGGCGCCGUCGCCUUCUUCGCCGUCGCUUUGGCGGAUGUGACUACUGGUGAGCUCGUGACAGAUACAAACCAAACCGCCACACAAUCAAUAUUGACAGGAAGUGCAGUGACCGUCACCUCCAUAAGCACCGCAUACCAAUGCGGCCCGUCAAGUAAGUGCUCAUCAGAAGCUAUUGCUGCCCUGUCAAACCCUCCUAGCAUAAGCACAAGCAUCAUGAGCACAUUCACUACGUCGGUUUCGUCUGCCUCUCCGACGACGAAUGCCUUGACCAUUCUAUGGUGCGCGAUCACUCCUUGCACUUCUGUUGCGAUUGAAACUGCCUGGCCGCCUACGUCGACGAAUGCUUUGAGCAUUUUGGAUUCGGCGUUGGACGCGAGCUCAUCAGCUGCUGCUGCUGAGACCUCUAGUAUGAGCGUUUUGACGGCGGUGGUCACAUCCUCCCCUUCUUCGCUCAUCUCCCCUGACUACAUCACAACGACAACCGUACUUGUGAGCGAGAGUAGCUCACAAUCUUCAUCAGGCACCACCAACGUCGCCCCAGUCCCAGUUGGUCCAGCGACUAGCUCUUCUGUUCCAGUUGCUGGUGUCACCUCGACCACGGUCACCACCUCCGUCCCCGCUUCCAGCCCCAUCUCAGCUGUCACCUCUACGACCGUCACCACGACUGCUCCUUCGUCCAGCGAGGCCGCUCCUGUCUCCACCUCUUACAGCAGCUCUGGUACCACAGUCGUCCCUGUUCCAAUUGGCUACACCAGCGGUUCGGCCUCCGCCCCGGCUUCAGCUCCUGCUUCUUCUGCAUCAGCCUCGGGCGUCACUACCCUGACAAGCACCACGACCAGCCCAGCUGCGGGUUCUUCGGCUCCUGCUAGCUCGGCCCCAUCAAGCAACACCGUCAACCCGGCGAGCACCAGCGCCGCUUCUGCUAGCCGCACAAGCUCAGCUCCUGCCGCUGCCUCGACGACCCCAGCUCCCACCAAUGCCGGUAGCAAGCAGCUUCCUGCUGCCCUCGGUGGACUCGCCAUCGCUGCCGCCGCUAUGCUGUUCGUCUAA